ACAGUAUAUUUAAAGGGCUGGGCCCUUGAACUAUCUCCCUCAUUGUGACAAACAAACCUAAGAGCAGACUUCUAUCCCCUCAUACAACAGUUCAAAAUGCCUGCAGAUUACAAUGGACGGUGGGAGAUGGUGAGCAACGAGAACUUUGAGGAAGUCAUGAAGGCCCUCGACAUUGACUUUGCCACCAGAAAGAUAGCCUCCCACCUGCAUCAGACAAAAGUGAUCGUCCAGACUGGAGACAAGUUUGAAACAAAGACCCUGAGCACCUUCAGAAACUACGAAGUCAACUUCACCGUGGGAGAGGAGUUUGAAGAGCACACAAAGGGGCUGGACAACCGGAAGGUCAAGACAAUGGUUACCUGGGACGGAGACAAGCUGGUGUGUGUUCAGAAGGGGGAGAAAGAAAAUCGUGGCUGGACACACUGGAUAGAGGGAGACAUGCUACACCUGGAAAUCACUGUGCUCGACAAAGUCUGCCACCAAGUAUUUAAGAAGGGCCAGUAAGAUGGGAACGACCUAUAUCUGCACAACGUCUUAAAAAACCUUUAUGAAAAUAACUUUUUGUCAUAUUUGCCAAGAAAGAUUGUUGAGUCUCACUCACCUCAACUUUGGGACCCUGGGAAUGAACCCUCAAGAAUCAAUUAUCUUGAAGCCUCUAAACCAAAGUGUCUUUAUAUCUUUCUUGGCUCUGAUUGGUUGUUUUCAUUCAGGCCUGGUGGAUUUUUGCAAAUCCCAUUCGGAGCACUAGAACGAGCCAGAGGAACCUGAUUUUUUCACAGAUUAUCUGUCUCAUGUACUGUCAGAAUAAAGUGAAAAUUUCAACAAAAUAUGACAAAAAGUUAUUUUCAUAAAGGUUACCUAAUGCAGCUUUAAUGUGUUGCAUGUUGCUGUCUAUUUAUAAUUUAAUUGUGAAAACCUGUAAUAAAUUGAUUUAAUAACACCA
Dicentrarchus labrax (European seabass) is the source of this 943-nucleotide messenger RNA. Its product is annotated as retinol-binding protein 2-like. Gene Ontology annotation, biological process: fatty acid transport. Gene Ontology annotation, molecular function: fatty acid binding. Lineage: Eukaryota; Metazoa; Chordata; Actinopteri; Moronidae. Bases 97 to 504 code for a protein of 135 amino acids. The record is from RefSeq and is a predicted model, not a curated record. Gene Ontology annotation, cellular component: nucleus; cytosol. The transcript has 4 exons.